AUGCCGGACCAGAUCUCCGUGUCGGAAUUCGUGGCCGAGACCCAUGAGGACUACAAGGCGCCCACGGCCUCCAGCUUCACCACUCGCACGGCCCAGUGCCGGAACACGGUGGCGGCCAUCGAGGAGGCUUUGGAUGUGGACCGGAUGGUUCUUUACAAAAUGAAGAAAUCCGUGAAAGCAAUAAACAUCUCUGGGCUGGCUCACGUGGAAAACGAGGAGCAGUACACCCAGGCUCUGGAGAAGUUUGGUGGCAACUGUGUGUGCAGAGACGACCCGGAUUUAGGAAGUGCGUUCCUGAAGUUCUCAGUGUUUACAAAGGAGUUGACAGCGCUUUUCAAAAACCUGAUUCAGAAUAUGAACAACAUAAUCUCCUUCCCUUUGGACAGUUUGCUGAAGGGGGACCUGAAAGGAGUAAAAGGGGAUCUGAAAAAGCCUUUUGAUAAAGCGUGGAAGGACUAUGAAACAAAAAUAACCAAAAUAGAAAAGGAGAAAAAGGAACAUGCCAAGCUCCAUGGGAUGAUUCGUACUGAAAUAAGCGGGGCCGAAAUUGCUGAGGAGAUGGAAAAGGAGAGGCGGUUCUUCCAGCUACAGAUGUGUGAGUAUCUGCUGAAGGUCAAUGAAAUCAAGAUUAAAAAGGGAGUGGAUUUACUUCAAAAUCUGAUCAAAUAUUUUCAUGCCCAAUGCAAUUUUUUCCAGGACGGACUGAAAGCAGUGGAAAGCCUCAAACCUUCCAUUGAAACACUUUCAACAGAUCUUCACACUAUCAAACAGGCCCAGGAUGAAGAAAGAAGGCAGUUGAUACAGCUUCGAGAUAUUUUAAAGUCAGCACUGCAGGUUGAACAGAAGGAGGAGUCACAAAUUCGCCAGAGUACAGCUUAUAGCUUACAUCAGCCUCAGGGAAACAAAGAGCACGGAACCGAGCGGAAUGGCAACCUCUACAAGAAGAGCGAUGGGAUCCGAAAAGUGUGGCAGAAAAGGAAAUGUUCAGUUAAAAAUGGUUUUCUGACCAUCUCCCAUGGUACCGCUAACCGGCCUCCUGCAAAGCUCAACCUGUUAACCUGCCAAGUGAAGACGAACCCCGAGGAAAAAAAGUGUUUUGACCUUAUUUCACAUGACAGGACAUACCACUUUCAAGCAGAAGACGAACAGGAGUGUCAAAUAUGGAUGUCUGUGCUGCAAAACAGCAAGGAAGAAGCUUUAAACAAUGCAUUUAAGGGAGAUGACAAUACGGGAGAAAAUAACAUAGUCCAAGAACUGACAAAGGAGAUCAUCUCAGAAGUGCAGAAGAUGACAGGCAACGACGUGUGCUGCGACUGCGGGGCGCCAGAUCCUACAUGGCUUUCCACCAACCUGGGCAUUCUGACCUGCAUCGAAUGUUCUGGAAUCCACAGAGAGCUGGGGGUUCAUUACUCCAGGAUGCAGUCCCUGACCUUAGAUGUAUUGGGAACAUCUGAGCUGCUGCUUGCCAAGAAUAUUGGGAAUGCAGGCUUUAAUGAGAUUAUGGAGUGUUGCCUGCCCGCUGAGGACUUGGUCAAGCCCAAUCCAGGCAGCGACAUGAAUGCAAGAAAGGACUACAUCACGGCCAAGUACAUCGAGAGGAGAUAUUCAAGGAAAAAGCAUGCAGAUAAUGCAGCAAAGCUUCACAGCCUUUGCGAGGCCGUCAAGACUAGAGAUAUUUUUGGAUUACUCCAAGCUUAUGCUGAUGGUGUGGAUCUCACUGAAAAAAUCCCGCUGGCCAAUGGACAUGAGCCAGAUGAAACGGCCCUCCAUCUUGCAGUCAGAUCUGUGGAUCGGACUUCUCUUCACAUUGUAGACUUUUUAGUUCAGAACAGUGGGAACCUGGAUAAACAGACAGGUAAAGGCAGCACCGCUCUGCACUACUGCUGCCUGACUGACAAUGCUGAGUGCCUCAAGCUCCUCCUGCGGGGGAAGGCGUCCAUUGAGAUAGCAAAUGAGUCGGGAGAGACUCCACUGGACAUCGCCAAACGCCUCAAGCAUGAGCGCUGUGAGGAGCUGCUGACCCAAGCCUUAUCUGGAAGGUUUAAUUCUCACGUUCACGUUGAGUAUGAAUGGCGAUUGCUCCACGAAGACCUGGACGAAAGUGAUGACGAUGUGGACGAGAAAUUGCAGCCUAGUCCCAACCGGCGGGAAGACCGGCCCGUCAGCUUCUACCAGCUGGGAUCCAACCAGCUUCAGUCUAAUGCUGCGUCUUUGGCCAGAGAUGCUGCAAACCUUGCCAAGGACAAGCAGAGGGGUUUUGUGCCCAGCAUCUUGCAGAAUGAGACCUACGGAGCCAUUCUGAGUGGCAGCCCACCUCCCACCCAGCCCACAGCCCCCAGCACCACCAGCGCACCCCCACUCCCCCCUCGCAAUGUUGGCAAAGUUCAGACAGCCUCCUCAGCUAACACACUGUGGAAGACAAACUCUGUAAGUGUGGACGGUGUGAGCAGGCAGCGAUCUUCGUCAGAUCCGCCAGCUGUCCAUCCCCCGCUGCCCCCUCUUCGAGUGACAUCGACCAAUCCCCUGACUCCCACGCCGCCCCCUCCUGUGGCCAAGACACCCAGUGUGAUGGAAGCCUUGGGUCAGCCGAGCAAGCCGUCUCAGCCUGGGAUCUCACAGAGCAAGCCCCCACCCCUGCCGCCCCAGCCACCGAGCCGCCUCCCUCAGAAGAAGCCUGCUCCUGGGGCUGAUAAGUCGACCCCACUGAUCAACAAAGGCCAGCCAAGAGGACCUGCAGUGGAUCUCGCUGGAACAGAAUCUCUGGGUCCUCCAUCCAACACUGCGGUCCUGCAGCCCCCUGCACCCAUGCCCAGGAAGUCACAGGCGACCAAGUUGAAGCCCAAGCGGGUCAAAGCGCUCUAUAACUGUGUGGCCGACAACCCAGACGAGCUCACCUUCUCCGAGGGGGAUGUGAUUGUCGUGGAUGGUGAAGAGGACCAGGAGUGGUGGAUUGGCCACAUUGAUGGAGACCCUGGUCGCAAAGGAGCAUUCCCUGUAUCAUUUGUGCACUUUAUUGCUGACUGAAUUGCUACUGAACAAAAGCAUUUAACAGUUACGUUCCUGUUUCAUUAUUGGUACCAAAACUCUUGCCAGAUAGCCAGUGUCAUGAAUUAUACUGUGGGGUAGCCCAUUUUUCUCUGAUACCACCUUUCUGUUUUAAAAACUCAAAGGAAAAUUUUAUAUGUAAGCAAAUUGUUUUUAUAAUUUGUGGUUUUCAUGAAACAUUGCUAUACUUUUAUUAGGAAAAACUGUAUUUCCUAAAAGGUGAACUGAAAAGUUAUUUUAGCUAAUAAUCAAGACCUUUCAACUACAGAAUUAGCUAAACCUAAAAAUGUUUAAGAGUAUCGGAAAUAAAUCCUUCCUGCUUUCCUUGGCUCAGUUCUGGAGUUGGUGACCUUUAGUGCAAUUAUUAUUUUAGGAAGCCAGUAAACUGCUGCUUCAGAAGCCCGUAGCCCAGCCCUGGACUUUCUCAAUAAAAUGCCAUCAACUCACCUUUAAAGACAUGUAUUCCUUUGAAAUCCACCCAAUGUCUAUUUAAAGCAACUUGGAAAUUUACUGAUUAGCAUUGUACUUUCUAGCCCUAAUUUGUGAGAUUGCAGCUGCCAUUAUAUUCUGCAUGUGUGUCUAUAACCUGUUGCUGUGAACAGUCAUGCUUAUAGCAUAUGGGAAUAGCAGUUAACUCAGUUCCAGGAGGUUACAUAAAACUGCAUUUCCUGAAUUUGGUUAAAAACUAAGGAUGAUGGAUUGCAAAACAGUUCUUUAAACUAGUUUAUAUGCUUUAGGUGUUUUGGAAUUUGCCUUCAUGAACUUCGCUAAUCACACAGAAAGCAACUAUAUACAAAUGGGAUACUGUGAUGCAGACCAGAUAUAUUAACACGUUACUUGCUGUUUCCUACCGAGUGUACGUACCACUGCUUCCCCUUCUAGAUCAUGAGAAUGUUUACUCAGUUUAGUGUAUUUAUAUAAUAUCCCAACAGGAAUGGUAGUUAUACUGUCUUGAAAUUUAAUGUCCAUUUGUUUGUGUCAUGAGCAUAUCAGCAAUCUCUAAGUCCCAGGUAAUAAAAUACUCCUAAACAUCCCAGUUUUACUGUUUAAGGCCAUCAUAUCAUUCAUAUACUUAAGCUGUUUGGGGGUGGGGGGAUUAGGUUGUAUGUGAUACAUUAGUUUAAUGAACUUGACUGUCAUACCUCUAUUUAGUAAUUGUGAGCAUAAGAUUCAUAGUAGGAAUAUUGGAAAUUUUGGCAUUCUUUGAGAAUAAAUAGGCAUAUGAUGCCCACUUGGAUUUUUAACAAAAGUUAAAGGAAUAAAUUUUAUAGGCUUGGAAAAUGAGGCAACAAUACUGAUUGCAUUUGCUAUGAUGGUACAUUUGAUUGAAGCAGCCUGUCUUUAUUAUACAAGACUCUUGUAAGUGUAGAGCUCUUGGGGGGCGGGGGAACAUUUUACUUUUUGUUUCUAUUGUAAAGGAAGACAGAAGACAGAACAAACUGGAAUGUUUUAUUAUGUAGUAUAGCGAUCACUUUUUGCCUUUCAAAGUUCUGGGUAAAAAUGUGUUAGAUCUGUAAUUAAACUCUUUUUUUAAAAGCACUACAUCUAUUUUCACUAAUUGUUAAUUUCUGUUGUUUGAACCCUUCAUUUAGUUAAUUUUCUUAUAGAUUUAAGAAAGUAAAUGAUGUAUUUUGCACAGUGCACUUCUUAUGUCUAUUUUAACAAUCCUCCUGCAUCUGUAUCUUACAGUCAGCCUUUUGACUACCUGGUGCCAGCUAUAUAAGGAGUAAAGUUGAUUCUUACCAAUAUUUGAACUCCAGUCCCAAACUAAUCUAUCGAGUUCACUGGUAUAUAAAUAUCUAGGAAAUAUUUUUCCAACCUACAAUUUGGUGGUGCUAUUGUGCAGUAAUUAAUAGUACUCUUUCCAUAGAAGAAAUUAUAUUAACUUCCCUGCUAAUAUCCUUUCCUAGUUAUUUGCUCUUUGCAAAUUAAAUAAAAGCAACCAAGAGAAAAGAAAACAUUGUAGAUAUCUAUUUAUAUUUAAAGUUUACGUUUCAUGAACUUCAGCUGCAGGAUUCUGGCAUUUUGCAUGCCAUUUUUCAUCAGAUCUGACUUCUAGGAUCAUGACUCAGAGAUACGUACACAGACUAAUAGAUCCUGUGUGAUCUGUUAAGGGGUGGGAUAACCAAAUGCAGCUUAGAAUGCUAUUUUGAGAUGUAUGAUAUUCAGUUCAUCACUUGAUUGCUUUGGUCUAGUUGCAGCGCAACUGUAUAUAUUGUACAACCUAAAUUGAUUCUUAUUUUCAUUGUCCUUAAUGCAGUGAUUUAUAAUUAGAGCAUGUUUAGUAAGUUUAC
Molecule: messenger RNA, 5339 nt
Organism: Cynocephalus volans (Philippine flying lemur)
Lineage: Eukaryota; Metazoa; Chordata; Mammalia; Dermoptera; Cynocephalidae
Gene: ASAP2
Product: ArfGAP with SH3 domain, ankyrin repeat and PH domain 2
Exons: 28
Coding region: 1-3024 (1007 amino acids)
Biological process (GO): positive regulation of GTPase activity
Cellular component (GO): cytoplasm
Molecular function (GO): GTPase activator activity; protein binding
Source: RefSeq, a predicted model, not a curated record